Messenger RNA from Mus pahari (shrew mouse), 623 nucleotides. It is a transcript of the gene Cenpx, whose product is annotated as centromere protein X. Lineage: Eukaryota; Metazoa; Chordata; Mammalia; Rodentia; Muridae. Gene Ontology annotation, biological process: kinetochore assembly; resolution of meiotic recombination intermediates; replication fork processing. The record is from RefSeq and is a predicted model, not a curated record. The transcript is spliced from 5 exons. Gene Ontology annotation, cellular component: FANCM-MHF complex; Fanconi anaemia nuclear complex. Bases 43 to 279 code for a protein of 78 amino acids.
GAUGUGGGAAGAUUCCGGAGAGCGCACGUCGGGACUGUGGCCAUGGAGGAAAACGGUGGCUUCCGGAAGGAACUGGUGAGCAGACUACUCCAUUUGCACUUCAGGGAUUGCAAGACUAAAGUCAGCGGGGAUGCCCUGCAGCUCAUGGCGGAGUUCCUGAGGAUCUUCGUACUAGAGGCUGCUGUCCGAGGGGUCUUGCAGGCCCAGGCAGAGGACCUGGAUGUUGUGGAAGUGGAUCAGCUGGAGAAAGUGCUCCCUCAGCUGCUCCUGGACUUCUAGAGUUCCCUCCUGUGGCCCGCAAGGUCUAGUGAAUCCACACCAGUACCAACUCCUGAGCUCUCCAGCUUCAGGAUAGGAAGAUCCCAGCAGCUGUUACCUCAAGAGUUCUUGUGAGACAGGUGCAGGGAAAGGUGAACCAGCCUGCCUCCAGACACAGCCCUCCUCCCGCCCCCAGCCUUGCAUUAUAAAUAAACCAGCUGCUGGCAGUGCCUCCUUCUUGCCACCCUACAUCAAAGCUGCUGUGUAGCCUUUUAACCACCUGACCCCCACCCCCAGGAUGCCUCCCUGAGCUGUAAAUUUGUUCUUACAAAGCAACAUCAAUAAAUCAACACCAUCUCUCUGAG